Canariomyces notabilis is the source of this 2661-nucleotide messenger RNA. RefSeq names its product P-loop containing nucleoside triphosphate hydrolase protein. The transcript is spliced from 3 exons. Gene Ontology annotation, biological process: microtubule-based movement. The record is from RefSeq and is a predicted model, not a curated record. Bases 1 to 2661 code for a protein of 886 amino acids. NCBI's taxonomy places the organism in Eukaryota, Fungi, Ascomycota, Sordariomycetes, Sordariales, Chaetomiaceae. Gene Ontology annotation, cellular component: microtubule; nucleus; kinesin complex. Gene Ontology annotation, molecular function: microtubule motor activity; ATP hydrolysis activity; ATP binding.
AUGUCAACGUCCACACAAAAAUCCCAGAAUCUUUUCCAGGUCUACCUGCGGCUUCGGCCGUCACAGGGAGGCGCAAAUGGAGAACGUUUCCUGAAUGUCGAACAGCCCGAUGAAAACGAAAACCCCAAGCAUAUCACGCUCAACCCGCCCAACGACAGACGGCGGGCCAUCGAAAAGUUUGCAUUUACCCAGGUCUUUGAAGAAGAUGCGAGCCAACUCGACAUCUUCCACUGCACCGGAGUUGCAAGUCUCGUCAAGGGAGUUCUGGCACCUUGUGGGGGAGACGGGACAGACGCGUUGCUGGCAACGCUGGGCGUCACGGGGUCGGGCAAGACGCACACAAUUCUCGGUUCACGAUCCCAACGCGGUCUAACGCAACUCGCGCUCGACGUGAUUUUCCGAUCGCUUGGCCAAAACCUCGUGAACCCCGACUCCACUCCUAUGCUCGAGCAGUCCGUCGCGGCAUCGGAUCCCUCUGAGGCAGCCAUGUUUGCAGCAUCGACAUUCGUCGAUAGCGUGUACGCUGAGGCAGCACCGUUUCGGGCGAGCUCAAGAGCGCCCACUCCCAUGACUGUAGGGUCUCCUCCUUUUCUUCCUCAGUACUACCAUAAUCAAGAAGCAGGCGAGAUGCAACACUUGCAAGCACAGAAGACCAUCCGCAUUGUCACACGGGAGGACUCAGUGGCGCCGCAAACACCGCCUUCAACCCCUCGCCAUAGGGAAGAUCUUCAGAAUCCAAGUCAAGCCGGUCGUGGGAUUGCUUUACCUCGUAGCACUACCCACGGCCCUGGCUCGGGACACGGUAGUCGCCUCCCGCGGGCGGUGGCUGGCGUCAAGCGUUUCAUGACCACAACUGCAUCGAUGCGUCUUAAGACAAGCACUAAACCAUUGCACUCACAGAGCGAGAUAGCGCAGACGCCAUCCCGCAGGCUGCACCGGCCGUCAGCCUUCCCCCAACAACCCGACAUUGGCGCCCUCUCUGUGUCGUGCGAUCCCUCGUCCGAAUACGCCGUAGUCAUUUCCAUGUAUGAAGUGUACAACGACCGGAUCUUCGACCUCCUGACUCCUCCGACGAAAUCCGCUGCUACGAAAGAGUAUCGCCGCCGGCCUCUGCUUUUCAAGUCGACCGAGGGAUCCCCAGAUCGGAAGGUGGUGGCCGGGUUGCGCAAGGUGAUCUGCGGCAGCCUACAGCAAGCACUGAUGGUGCUUGAGGCAGGUUUGCACGAGCGGAGGGUUGCUGGGACCGGCAGCAAUAGUGUGAGCUCUCGGAGUCAUGGCUUCUUCUGCGUGGAAGUCAAGAAGCGACCCAACAGCAGCCGGAGAAACGGAGUAGAGAUGCCAUGGAGCGGUAGCACACUAACCAUCGUCGACCUUGCGGGGAGCGAGAGGGCGAGAGACGCAAAGACGGCGGGGGCAACCCUUGCCGAAGCCGGCAAGAUCAACGAGAGUCUGAUGUACCUCGGACAGUGUUUGCAAAUGCAGAGCGAUGCGGCGAACAAGGAUAAGCCAAACUUGGUCCCAUUCCGGCAGUGCAAGCUGACUGAGCUGCUCUUCUCCAAUUCUUUUCCAUCGGCAACAGCAUACGCCUCGGCACGACACCGCAACCCCCAGAAAGCUGUCAUGAUUGUCACGGCCGAUGCUUGCGGCGACUUCAACGCGACGUCACAGAUCCUCCGGUACAGUGCUCUAGCACGUGAGGUCACAGUUCCGCGCAUCCCGAGCAUCACACAGACCAUCCUCACCGCUGCAGCUGCAGCCUCAGCCCCAGCUCCACCACAACCAUGCUCAAGCCCACUUGGAUCACCUACCUUGCACCGCCGGCCUUUCUCUCCUCCCGGACAUGGUUCGGGUACCUACCCACAGCUCAUGUCCUCUCCCAACAUUGUCCGCACCGUUUCCCCAACGGGCAGCCCCGCCAGCGACGUGCACCGCAUCACCAUGGAGGCCGCCGCCCUCGAGAUUGCACGCCUAUCAGAGGAAGUCGAAUACCUCCGGCAAGCGCUCGAGGAGGAGCGGUCGGCCCGGCAGGAGGCCGAGUCACACCUCCUGUCGAUGGAGGACCGCAUGGUGGAGCUGGAGCAGGUGAUUCGGGAGGACUGCACGGCCGAGUUUGAGCGGCGGCUCGAGAUUGAGAUGGCGCGGUGGCGCGCUACGAUGCAGGUUGAGAUGGAGCGCGGCGAGGAGCACUGGGGCCGCAAGAUUGAGGUGUUUGAGCGGAGCAUGGCCACGGCCACCAUCACGAUCACGGCGCCGAGCGGGGAGAACUCGGCACUUAUUAGUGACAAUGACGACGACGAUAAGGAGAAUGUUCUCCUCGAGAACAUCAACGAGGAGAAUGAGCGGCUGCGACGCGACAAUGAGAUCCUCCGCCGCGAGCUGGCCGCCAUGAGUCCCACGAAACGACAGCCGCUUCAGGAACGCGGCAGCGACGCGAGUCUUGUGGCCAAGAGCAAAUCCUACGCGGAGUCAGGAAGUCCACGCCCCAGCGGCGGAACUGGAUUUGAUGAGGGAAGUCUGCGGGAGAAGCUGGAGAACCUGCGCGUUAGUGACGGGCAGGCUUCGGUUCGCAGCGGCUCUGCUGGGAAUGCGAGCCCCAAGAAGAUGAGAAAGCUAGCGGCGAAGCGGUGGAAUGCUGUUGGUAAUGAUGAUGACAUGUUUUAG